AUGACUGUACAUCAUCAUUCACCAUCAUCAUUAUCGAGUAGUAGUGGAGGCUCAUCCCAACAGCCUAGUGCUACUCUGCCCAUUGUUACUGUAACAACCUCAACUCAGAUUAUUCCCAAACACAGAACAUCUCCUCUUCUCGUUUCCACUACAAGUUCAUUGGAUGGUGGAGCAUCAUCAUCGACGAUAUCGCCCAUUGGCGAGCAACAUCAUCACGCCUCUACAUCUUCUUCAGUGCAUCACACAAUACAUGAAUCUCCUUCUCCAUCAUCUUUCUUUUUCGUCCUUUGUUUUUGUUAUUCCUUCUUUUGUUCCGGGUUGGCUAUCAGCAUGAUUGGCCCACUAUUGCCGUCCUUUGUUUAUCAGAUUAAUAUGUCUCUGUACAGAGAAGGUGAAAAAGCAAAUGUUUCUCUUGAAGAUUUAGGAGUAUUAUUUCCAAGUAGAGGUCUAGGUACAAUGCUCGGAAGUUUGCUUGGAGGUUUUCUCAUCAAUUACACAACCAAGACAUGGUCAAGACAACAACAUGUGUUACCUUUAGUAUUUACAUUAAUUGGAGCAAUUUUAAUGUUUAUUGCAGAAGUAAUUGUCUUGAUUGCAGCACAACCGCGAGUAUUUGCUAUUGUUUAUUUCGUUGUUGGGUUUUCCCAUGGACUAAUUAAUGUGAGCUCGAGUAGCCAUAUCUUAAACAAAUUCCCUAAAGAAAAGGUGACAUUUUACCUUCAAUUAUUGAACGCAACAUUCGGCCUUGGCGCCGUCUUUGGCCCUUUCAUAUGUGCCUUGACCAAAAAAUAUUAUUCAAAAUCAAUCAGUACUAAUGUUUUGGCUGUAGCCAUUCUUUCAGAAAGUUCCACAACCAAAGCAAUUUUAGUUUUGCUUUUUUUAAUAUUUGUCUCUAUUGUGAUGUAUAUUAUUGAAAUUAGGAGAACAAAACCAAUUUCCCUAACCUCUCAUCAAAAAGAAUCAACAGGUGUGAGCAGUAUGAGUUGGAGAAGCAUCAAAAUCAUCUUAUUAGUUUGCUUGGGAAUUAUUUGUGUCACAGGCUGUGAACAUGGAGUUGGUGGCACACUCUAUUCUUACAUACAUACCAAACGUUUAACUACAGAAUCUGAAGCAAGCCUUAUCAACUCUUCGUUCUGGUUGUCAUUCACUGUUGGACGAAUUUUGAGUAUUUUCCUUUCAUACCACAUGAAAUCAUCCUCCAUUCUCACUAUGGACGUCGUUGGAUCUUUACUUAGCUCUAUCGUUUUCUUGAUAUUUUCAAGCAAUGUUCCUUCAAUUUGGGUGGCUACAAUUAUACUUGGACUUUCUUUGUCGUCACAGUAUCCAACUCUAUUAUCAUUUCCAUCCUCACAUUUAGACGUAAAGGUGUCGAGUAUUGUGACAUCAUUAUUCAUUGUUUGUGGUGGUGUUGGAUCCAUGGUACUUCCUUAUGUCAUGAUUUCCUUAUUUAAAUCGAAUGGACCUGAGAGCAUGUUUUAUGUUUUGCUUGUCACAUUUUUAUGUGUUGCAUUUGUGUACUCAUACUUAAUACUCGGAUUCAAGAAGAAGCAUAUAGAUCCCUAUAUCACUGGAAUUAUCGGAGGAGAAAUGAACAUUGAGAAUGAUCUAAUGUCCGAAGAAAAGAAAUUGAAACGAAGGAAAUAA
Molecule: messenger RNA, 1644 nt
Organism: Naegleria fowleri
Lineage: Eukaryota; Heterolobosea; Eutetramitea; Acrasida; Naegleriidae
Exons: 4
Coding region: 1-1644 (547 amino acids)
Biological process (GO): transmembrane transport
Source: RefSeq, a predicted model, not a curated record